Molecule: messenger RNA, 2570 nt
Organism: Amorphotheca resinae ATCC 22711
Lineage: Eukaryota; Fungi; Ascomycota; Leotiomycetes; Helotiales; Amorphothecaceae
Exons: 3
Coding region: 190-2274 (694 amino acids)
Biological process (GO): regulation of transcription by RNA polymerase II; DNA-templated transcription
Cellular component (GO): chromatin
Molecular function (GO): DNA-binding transcription factor activity, RNA polymerase II-specific; zinc ion binding; RNA polymerase II cis-regulatory region sequence-specific DNA binding
Source: RefSeq, a predicted model, not a curated record
ACUGAUCCUCUCCUCGACAUCCCCAUCAUCAAUGUCGGUCGUCCGCAUCUGUCUGUCUUGUCGCAGCUCCUCAACUCCGUCUCGCCGGAGAGAAGAGAGAAGAGAGAAGAGAGAAGAGAGAGGAAGAAGAUCCAAGACACACGACACGACGCAAGAUACAAGAGACGACGUAGGAACCCCCAACGGCCAAUGUCGUCCGACUAUCUCUUCCACGCCGCCAGCGCUCCCCGCCCGCACCACCACGACCUGGACGGUGCGCGGUGGGACGCCACGGCCGGACAACCCGACCCUGAACCUGAAGCCGUUUUCUCCGUCUUUGGCGGCGAGACCUCCCGUCGCUCUCCCUUCGUCAUUUCCGACGACUUUAUCCAGUUUCUCUUUGACGAUUAUCAACUCCAUGAUUCAACCUCCAUCAUCAGCGCAAAUCUGAACCGCGAUGCGUACUCGAGCCCGCAGUCCCUAUGUUCGCCUCACACAAGUCACGACAGUCCCCGCGCGGGCUGCCUUCCGCCCGCCUCUUUAGUCGAUAGCCACGAUCCUGGCGAGACAAGUCUUCCGUCCGCGAUGCUCUCGGAUGAGAAGAGCCGCGAGAUCCUCAACCUCGUCGAGGAUAUGUUGAAUAGGACGGACCAUGCACCGGUGGCUGAGUACAAGGACUCCCUGGUCUGGGGUGCUCGCUCUCGGGAUUUCAACAUGAUGAGCCGGAAGACGAUGGAGACUUAUCUCGUCAACUACUGGAGGGGAUUUCACGCCCAGCUUCCAAUCUUGCACAAACCAACCUUCUCACCCGACAAUACCCCCAGCCUUCUUCUCAUUACGAUCAUGAUCAUUGGCGCCUCGUGUCCCGACAAAGAAAGCUACCAUGCGAUCAACAAGACUAGUACUGAGCUUUGGGCCGUGCUCGUCUGGCAUUUGCGAUGGGAAAUAUUCAAAUUAGUAGAUGUCCGGCCCCCACAGCUAUGGGUGUUCCAAGCCCUUCUGCUCCUCGAGGUCUACGAGAAGAUGUUCUCGACAAGGGUCCUCCACGAACGAGCACAUAUCCACCACGCCACCACGAUUGACUUGAUUCGUCGCGGGAGUCCCCUGGUUGAAAGGUCCCCGGCGGAUCUGCCCCCAGGCUACCAGGAGAACGCGCCUGGCAUCCCGCCUCCGGGGACAACCUUCACAGCUGAGUGGUGGAGCCAUUGGAUCACCAGAGAGGCAACCCGACGAGUGGCUUUCGCAGCCUUCCUCAUCGACUCGAUCCAUGCAACGAUGUUCGGGCAUUCGACGAUGAUGGCUGCCCACGAGAUCGGACUCUUGCUACCGUGCGACGAAGCACUGUGGUCAGCGACUGACGCUGCGGAGAUAGGCAGGAUCGAGUCGGCGCUCCGCGCACACGGCGUGAAGCCCCUAUCAUUCCUCGAGGGCCUGCAGCGGACGCUCAAGGGUCACGAGGUACACACCAACGCCUUUGGACGGUCGAUCUUGAUGUCUGGCUUACUGAGUGUCAGCUUCCACAUGAACCAGCGGGACCUCCAGGUUGAUUCUCUUGGGGUCAACCCUCGAGGGCGGCGCGGAGGCUCCAGGUGGAGGAAGUCUAUCACGCGAGCCUUCGAUCUCUGGAUGCAAUCGUACGAGCAAGCGGCCGGGAACGGCGCCGGCAACAUGUCCGGACGCUGUCUGGAUAAGGACCAUGCCCUGGAAAGUCGGAUCGCACUAUACUAUCUCGCCCAUAUCAGCAUGCACGUUGACAUUGUGGAAUGCCAGGUCUUCGCCGGGGCAAAGCGUGUGCUGGGCCGCCCUCUCGGGAAGCAGGACAUCGAGAGCGCCCAGCGCCACAUUCGAACAAUCUGGGCACCCACCGCGGAUGCUCGAGCGGCCACCUUCUAUGCGCUCCGCUUCCUGUGCGCCGUGCUCCUGCCCAGUCCCGCGCACGUCGCCCGCCCAUCCUCUAUCCUCGACUAUGCCGCCACCAGGAAGAACGUGCUGCCGAGCCCGUGCUGGGUCCUGUACGUUGCCGCCCUCGUCCUCUUCUCUUAUAGCUACGCCGUCGAUGGCGCCGCUGUCCUCCCCGCCCCCGCUGACUCCUCUAUCGAUAACCACAUCCGCGACAUGUACAGCUUCUUGACCCGCGUCGACGCUAUCAGGACCCCCGACGACAUCGUGCAUCACCGGCUUAACGGCUGCCGAGGGAUGCUCCGCGUCCUGCGCCACCUCUUCCGAAACGCCAAUUGGGAAUUGCUUCACGAGGCGGCCGACAUGUUAACCAACUGUAUAAAAAUGAUUGGUUGAUGUAUAUAAGCUGGACAGUUUACCACUAGGAGAUUGUCGACACGGACAUUUACUACAGGGGUGCCGCGAUUGCUCUGCUAACGAGACGAGUCGAGGAUAUUCUGGCGAAAUGCACGCCAUAAUCUUGGGCCUUAAACUUGCUGUUUAUGAUUGUGUGACUUGGAAGAUUUCAAAGGGAUCCAUAAUGGUUCACCCGAAAAACAAGAGUAUUUCCUCUAACUCUGGUUAGCCGAUUUGCCAGUACCUUGAAGGCAGCCUAUCAGGCAUUUAGACAGUGCUGUGACAGUAUCCCCUAG